UCUAAAACUGGAUACACCUGCACCACGGGUAUUUUACAGCAUAUAGGCUACAUCAGCGAACCCUUCGUAUUUUAUUCUGCUAAAAGUAACCAAACAUAUUAUUAUUUCUCGGUGCCAUGAGUACGGGACAUAGACUUUGUGAACUGACAACGGUGUCCUUGCAUGUCAAUGACCUGGAGACUAACUCUCAGCGUGACGACCCUUCAAAACCUCAAGAUCGAGUAAAUGUAAGUGAAGGCGGUGGGCUGUUUUUACACACCAAUGGCACAGUAAACGGAGAAUCAUCGACAAAUCCUGUGCGCAAAUUUGAGAAAUCGGAGAACCAUGUAGGCAGCGGUGCAGACUCUAUAUCGGCUUCAGUAGAAGCGAAACUGUGUCCUGUACAUGAACGCGAACUACAGUUGUACUGCAGUACAGAAGGACGACUGACCUGCUCGAAAUGUGUGUCGGAUGGAUCUUGUCAGGGUCACACGGUGACAGAGCUGGUUACUCGGGCAACUGUAGUAAAGAAUCAGUUGGUGGAUGUCUGCGAAAAAAUGCAGCUACAAGCCCUGCGGAUAGAACGAUUCAUUGACCGUACGCUUACAGCUAGAGAGAAAGCUGUACAGACAGAUGCAAACAGUGCAAGAGAACGCGUGUUGGCUCAGGUGAAUGUGGUUCGUGAUGCUCUUGAGGAGGAGGAGCAGCGUCUCCUAGAGGCUAUACAGAGAGAGGAGGAGCGAGUGGAGCAGUGCCUCCUCACUCAGAGAGCACACUGGACUCACACUCUGGAGAAACUCACACACACACGCACCAGCCUAGUGCACACACUCACACACUCGACAGAUACCAUGAUUGUGAGCUCUAAUGAGGAAAUAAAUGACAGAAUCGAGGAUGCGGAGGGUGUUGGUGAACCUAGAGACACUGAACAACUGACUUUGAACAGAGGCUGCAGUGACAGCAAACUCAUGGUGGGUUUCUGGGCCAGUGCGUUACUGCUAGGGUCAUCUGCCCACAGAUUAACUACACUACACUUUGAAGCUCAGACGGUCAGUCCUCUUCUCUCCCUCUCCAACGAUCAGUGCACCUUAACUUUCCUACCCAAACGUCAGCGUCAGUCACCCCCCUAUGACCUGGCGCGCUUCGACACCUGGCCCAAUGCCCUUUGCUCCCCUGCUAUGUCCUCUGGUACUCACAGCUGGGUACUUGACGUGGGCACGAGUGCUGCCUUCAAAGUGGGUGUAUGCUAUUCCAGCAUAGAACGCAAGGGGUCCGGCAAUGCUGCACGAUUGGGCUACAAUACAAAAUCAUGGGUGCUCUCACAUUAUGAGGGAGAUUUGUCUUUCUGUCAUGAUGGAUGUAAUGUGGGUAUCACAGUGGCUAAGAAGCUCAAGCAAGUGGGACUGCUGCUGGAUUGGCCCAGUCAGACCCUGCUGUUCUAUGAUCCUGAAUCUAUGUCUGUGCUGCAUGUAGUCAGACAUGCUUUCAGUGAGCCGCUGCUGGCCGCCUGCGCUGUGGCUGAUCAGAGUGUCUCUAUAGUGCACUGAACACCCGAUGAAUGUUAAUAAAGGCUCUGAAGAUCCAGGGGACUUGAAGGAAUAGUGGAUGUGACAUUAUGCAAUGUCAUUUGAACCAAUGAUCAGUUUUUUAAAUGUUUUACAUUAUCUGUGCCAUUGAAGACCAAUUUAUGCAAAAG
This is a messenger RNA of Sinocyclocheilus anshuiensis, 1675 nucleotides long. It is a transcript of the gene bspry, whose product is annotated as B-box and SPRY domain containing. The record is from RefSeq and is a predicted model, not a curated record. The transcript has 6 exons. NCBI's taxonomy places the organism in Eukaryota, Metazoa, Chordata, Actinopteri, Cypriniformes, Cyprinidae. Gene Ontology annotation, molecular function: zinc ion binding; protein binding. The coding region runs from base 117 to 1526 and encodes 469 amino acids.